AGUUUAAAAUAGCUGUUACUGUAGUUGUUAUUUCGUUGUUGGCCUUUGGAAAGAAAACACCGGAGAAAGAAGACUAGAGAGAUUAAAUAUAAAAAUGUAUUUCUUUGAACUAGUUUGUAUUUUUCUUCUGAUAUUUUUUUCAGAGGUACACACGACAGAACAGAGCAACAUGAAUUGUAAAAAGCAUUGUCCAACAGGAAUGAUUCCAGACUUUUGUACAAAGCAAGGUUCCGACAACAGCGGUCAAUGUGUCAAAGAUGACCGGGAAGGUAUGUUGCAUGGUCACUGGGAUGUUGACUACAACAAAUGAAAUCGUUGUAUCCUUCGGUGUUAUAAAGGGUACAUAGCAAGUGGAUGUAAUGUACAGCGAAGAUGGAUAGAGGAAAUGCCUACUUGUGUCGAAGAUGACUGGUAUAGAAAAAUGAAAGAUUGGGGUAAAAUUGCUUUGAAAACUACGGCAGUGGCUGGCGCAGCAGUUGGGGCUGGGACUGGCAUGGUGGCUGCAACACCGGUAGUCGUCGCAGCCGCAGGAUUUGGAUCGGGCGGCGUUGUUGCAGGGUCCAUCGCAGCGGGAAUACAAUCAGCAACAACAGCUGCAGGAAGUUUAUUUGCCUGGGCUCAAAGUGUGGGGGCUGUUGGAUAUGUCGGUGCAACAGGAUCGGCGGUGAUUGGCGGGGGAACAGGGACAGCUGCCGGUGGAUCAACAGCAUACGUGAUAUCAAAAUUAACUGGGUGUGAGGCGGAAUAAUGAACAAUUAUCUUUUCAUACUUAAGAAUUUCUUUCACUCGGACACUUAAUUUUUUUCAGCACGUUUAUUUUAUGUCAGUUUAAAUCCCGAGAAAUCCAUUAAGAAAGUUCGUUUCGGUUAGUUACGUUAACAGCUAUAUCAUUUUCUGAAAUGUAAAACACAAUUAGAAAGAUCAAUACUAUCCACUGAACGACUGUCUGUGAUCAUGUUAUGUUAUGUAUGUGUAUAGGUUGGCGUGACACUUAUAAAAAGUGUCCCUCCCCGCUGUAUUCAUGAUUCACGCAACACCAAGUUAAGAUGCAAGUAUGACAGCAGGUGAAAGUUUGCCUCUUUGCUAUGCAAUUCUGUAAAAAGUUGCAUUUUCACUAAACAUUAUUUGGGGUUGGUCACUUGCAGAUUUAACAACAUAAACUUGUUGCAAUAUAUUUAGUAAUUUAUUUCGUUUUAUAUUAUAGUAGUUGAGAUUGUAUUGGACAAAUAUUUAUCGAAGAUCUGACAUAGAUUGUUGGUAUUACAAUCAAAUACUGAAUAAUUAGUUUAUAUUCAAAAGUUGACAUUUUCUGAAUUUAUUGUAUAGACAAAAUGCACUUUUACAAAAAAGUCUGAAAUAAACCGCAUUUCUGUAUCAGCAGCAUGUAAACAUCGCUUUCACACGACUUUAAAUGUUUACAUGUCUUACUUUCCAUGUUUUAGUUCUGCUGGUUUACUUUUCCAUUAGGAAGGAACUUUCAUUAAACCCUUAUCUCAACAACAAGUGUUAAACAAUUACCUAUUACUGAUAUUUUAUUCACAUUUCUCAUCACAUAGCUUU
Messenger RNA from Mercenaria mercenaria, 1560 nucleotides. Its product is annotated as interferon alpha-inducible protein 27-like protein 1. Lineage: Eukaryota; Metazoa; Mollusca; Bivalvia; Venerida; Veneridae. The transcript is spliced from 5 exons. The coding region runs from base 386 to 748 and encodes 120 amino acids. Gene Ontology annotation, cellular component: membrane. The record is from RefSeq and is a predicted model, not a curated record.